UCAUGAAAAAUGGUGAUCACGUCUACGUUCUCUGUACUAUAAAACUCAAAAUAUGCCUCUCCACAAACCCUUUUGCUUCUUUGCUCUCCCUUCCUCUCUCUUAUCACUGCGGCUAGGGUUUCGGCAGAGCUUUCAGCUGCUUCACUAAUUUAUCAUGGGUAAGGAGAAGAUUCACAUCAGUUUGGUGGUCAUUGGCCAUGUUGAUUCUGGAAAGUCGACAACUACUGGUCACUUGAUCUACAAGCUUGGUGGAAUUGACAAGCGUGUGAUUGAAAGAUUUGAGAAGGAAGCUGCUGAGAUGAACAAGAGGUCCUUCAAGUAUGCCUGGGUGCUUGACAAGCUCAAGGCUGAGCGUGAGCGUGGUAUUACCAUAGAUAUUGCCUUGUGGAAGUUUGAGACCAACAAGUACUACUGCACUGUCAUUGAUGCCCCUGGUCACCGUGACUUUAUCAAGAACAUGAUUACUGGUACCUCCCAGGCUGACUGUGCUAUCCUCAUCAUUGACUCCACCACUGGAGGUUUUGAGGCUGGUAUCUCCAAAGAUGGCCAAACCCGUGAGCAUGCCCUUCUUGCCUUCACCCUUGGAGUGAAACAAAUGAUUUGCUGCUGUAAUAAGAUGGAUGCCACCACACCCAAGUAUUCCAAGGCUAGGUAUGAUGAAAUCGUCAAGGAAGUAUCUUCAUAUCUCAAGAAGGUCGGAUACAAUCCAGAUAAAAUCCCGUUCGUUCCCAUCUCCGGUUUUGAGGGAGACAACAUGAUUGAGAGGUCAACCAACCUUGACUGGUACAAGGGACCAACCCUUCUUGAGGCUCUUGACAUGAUCAACGAGCCAAAGAGGCCAUCAGACAAGCCCCUUCGUCUCCCACUCCAAGAUGUCUACAAGAUUGGAGGCAUUGGAACCGUUCCUGUUGGACGUGUUGAAACUGGUGUAUUGAAGCCUGGUAUGGUUGUUACCUUUGGUCCAACUGGUCUGACCACUGAAGUUAAGUCUGUUGAGAUGCACCAUGAGUCUCUUCCAGAGGCUCUUCCUGGUGACAAUGUUGGUUUUAACGUGAAGAAUGUUGCUGUCAAGGAUCUCAAGCGUGGUUACGUGGCUUCCGACUCAAAGAAUGACCCUGCUAAGGAAGCUGCUAACUUCACUGCACAGGUUAUCAUCAUGAACCAUCCGGGACAGAUUGGAAAUGGUUACGCCCCAGUGUUGGAUUGCCACACCUCUCACAUUGCUGUUAAGUUUGCCGAGCUAGUGACGAAGAUUGACAGGCGUUCCGGUAAGGAACUUGAGAAGGAGCCCAAGUUCUUGAAAAAUGGUGAUGCUGGAUUUGUAAAGAUGAUUCCAACCAAGCCCAUGGUUGUCGAAACUUUCUCAGAGUAUCCACCCCUUGGUCGUUUUGCUGUUAGGGACAUGAGGCAGACCGUAGCUGUUGGUGUCAUUAAGAAUGUUGAAAAGAAGGAUCCAACUGGUGCUAAGGUUACCAAGGCUGCCCAGAAGAAGAAAUGAAGUGCUUGACCAUAAUUAAAUGUUUUGUUAUGUUUAAGGCUUUUUGGUUUUUAAAGAUUUAUGUGUACUGUUAUGUCACUGAGACUUGAGAUUGCGGAGUUAUCAUUUUAUUUAAGUAGCUCGAGAGCUAUGUUGAACUUGUUUUAUUUGGCUACAUGCUAGUGUAUUGCCUGAAUCUGAACUAUAUUUAUACCUUAUACCCGUUUUAAUUGA
Messenger RNA from Amaranthus tricolor (Joseph's coat), 1711 nucleotides. RefSeq names its product elongation factor 1-alpha. The transcript has 3 exons. The coding region runs from base 155 to 1498 and encodes 447 amino acids. Lineage: Eukaryota; Viridiplantae; Streptophyta; Magnoliopsida; Caryophyllales; Amaranthaceae. Gene Ontology annotation, molecular function: GTPase activity; translation elongation factor activity; GTP binding. The record is from RefSeq and is a predicted model, not a curated record. Gene Ontology annotation, biological process: translation; translational elongation.